Molecule: messenger RNA, 714 nt
Organism: Colletotrichum truncatum
Lineage: Eukaryota; Fungi; Ascomycota; Sordariomycetes; Glomerellales; Glomerellaceae
Product: GNAT family
Molecular function (GO): protein-N-terminal-alanine acetyltransferase activity
Source: RefSeq, a predicted model, not a curated record
AUGACAUUCAAAUUCAUCGUGCUUCCCAAGUCACACCCUUCCCCCUCGAAAUGGCUUCAGCUAGCAGAUCGUUACAAAGCAUUCCGCCUACUUUCGCUCCGCCUCUCGCCGGAGAGCUUCGGCUCGACAUACGCCCGUGAAGUCGCCUUUCUGCCAGAUAAAUGGACAGGCCGUCUCUCAAAUCCACAGGCAACCACGCUUAUAGUGGUUGACGUACCCUCGGACUCUUCAGAUAUCAAUAGUCUUCCAACGGUGGAUGACUUUGAAUUGGCAUUAGACGCAGAAUGGCUCGCAUCGUUGGUGAUCAGUGGGCCCCUUGAUGCCGAAACUGUUGCAACCCAUCGGUACUUUGAGGAGUCCUUUGUGGAUUCUGCAGUGGCAAACGAGUCUGGUAGACCAGUUUUGCAGUACGUCCUUAAUGGAAUGUACGUCAUACCCUCUUUCAGAGGCAAGCGACUUGGGGCCCAACUGGUUGAGCAUGCGAAGCGGUACGUGGCAGAGCAGAUGACAGCGUCUAAAGAGAACGUACGGCUAUCGCUUAGUGUGGACUACGACAACUCCCCGGCGAGGAAAACAUACGAGAUGUGUGGCUUCAAGGUGGUGCAUCGGUACUGGUUUGACGACUAUAGAGCAGGGCGGGGUGCGCGGACUGAGGCGGCGGUCAUGGUGCUUGACUUUGUUGUCGACAACGUGGAGGGGACAGCAGACUUGUGA